UCCCUUUCAUUGGUGCACCUACAGUCGCGCUAAUCGUACUCUUGCAGAAGCAAAACGUUCUCUCUUUAGCGAAGCCAUGGCCAAUGAAGCUUUAACAGCACGAAACCCAGAUGGGGUUCACACCGAUGUGCUCUCUAGUGCAAGACAAGCAUGCUAUAAGGCACGAGACGCAUUCUAUGCUUGUUUGGAGAAAGAAUCAGAUAAGAAACAGACUGAAAUUGCGUCCAAGGGUCUGUUAUACCCAGCACAGUGCAAACCCGCCAGGGAUCAGUUCGUCAAUAACUGCCGUGCUUCUUGGGUGAAGCAUUUUGAUGCGAUGCACUGCAAGAACAGAAGUUUGAAGAGGCUUUUGGAUGAUAAAGAAUCGAGGAGAGGGUUGCGUUUAUUCAUUUUGGCAGGGGUUUAAGGUGUUCACUUGGCCCCUCCAGGCGGAAGGAAUCAUCUGGGCCAGCUACUGGCUGCAUGCUAAAUUCAUUAUUCAGAGCAAGAGACGUAUAACAGAUUUAAGGCUUGAAGAGAUGUUACUGUCAUAUCCAAAUUACGUUGGAGUAAGAAACUGAUUGGAAACAACAACAAUUUUGAUUUGAUUAGAUAUGUUUCUUGUACAAUUAAUGGAUGAAAACAAAAUUUUGUCGUUGAUGCACUUCUUUUCUUGUUUGGUUUGAGGGUUCUGGCAGAUGUUAGAGAUAUCUAGGCAAUUGCAUAAAGGUACCAUGUGUCCAUGCUAGUGUUCUGCUUGCAACCUUCAAGGGGUCAGACCUUUGGUUGGUUUAUAUAUGUUUUGCUAUAUAUAGCAUAUUUGUUGGUGUUA
This is a messenger RNA of Rosa chinensis, 811 nucleotides long. Its product is annotated as cytochrome c oxidase assembly factor 6. Lineage: Eukaryota; Viridiplantae; Streptophyta; Magnoliopsida; Rosales; Rosaceae. The record is from RefSeq and is a predicted model, not a curated record. The coding region runs from base 77 to 406 and encodes 109 amino acids. The transcript has 4 exons. Gene Ontology annotation, cellular component: mitochondrion; respiratory chain complex IV.